Molecule: messenger RNA, 1632 nt
Organism: Aspergillus oryzae RIB40
Lineage: Eukaryota; Fungi; Ascomycota; Eurotiomycetes; Eurotiales; Aspergillaceae
Exons: 2
Coding region: 1-1632 (543 amino acids)
Source: RefSeq, a predicted model, not a curated record
AUGGGUCUCCUCUCUACCUUUGGCCGCCCACGGCCAGUUACUGUACCCACCGACCGAGUCGUCCAUCUACGAUACUGGGAUGAUUUACAUUACCUACGCAGUCUUUGCCAUGACUUUACCUUCCGCUUUGACGACGUCCUUGAUGCGUCGAAACUCGAGGCAGCACUGGACAGGCUGAUGGAGAUCGGUGACUGGGGCCAACUGGGGGCUCGCCUGCGACUGAAUGAUAAUGGAAAGCUCGAAUAUCACAUACCCGCCGAGUAUGACAAGAGCACCCGUCCCGCUUUUGGCUUUACCACCGCCGAGUAUGGCAUCAGUAUCAAUGAACACCCGUUAGGCGCACGUCUGCCAACAACAGGCCAGGACCAAUCUGUUUUGUCGCCAUCUUGCGCCGAGUUUGCCCCAUUGGUCCGCCAUGAAGAUAGUCCCCGAGAGUUGGCCGACUGGAUCUAUUCCGAUCGCCCGCAACUGCAUGUCCAUGUUGCUGUCUUCGAAGAUGCAACUCUUUUGACGGUCAGCUACCUUCACACCUUGUUCGACGCCGUCGCGCGGACCAAUUUCUUCAAGGCAUGGAUUGCUGUUCUUGAAGGCCGGGAAGAAGAGGUGCCACCUUUUGUGCCUUUUGACCAGGACCCCUUAUGCCAAUUGGGCAAGGAAGUCGCUCGGGAGAACUACACCCACUUUGGGCGACUCGUUGCCGGGUUGAGUCUCGUGCUCUUCGGACUCAGGUAUCUAUUCGAACUCCUCUGGUUCCGAAAGGAAGAGGAACACCCUAUCCGGGUUCCGGGACACUGCGUGGAACGGAUGAGGGAAACCGCCCAACAGGAACUGGCCGCUGCCACUCCGGAGGGAGCGGAAGUGCCUUUUCUGAGUGAGCCUGAUGUCGUCUCUGCGUGGUGGGUGAAGACAAUGGUUACAGCCCUGAACCCUGCGCCGAGCCGAACCGUCAUGGUGAUGAGUCCCUUCAACGUAUGGGGUCUGUUUAAGGAAUCUUUCCCUGCCGGCGCUAAGGGUUUCAUUGGCAAUGCAUUCUUCAAUUCCUACACAGUGCACAAGGCGGGUGAAGUCCUUGAGGAUAACAACUUGGCCCACUUGGCGUGCAAGAACCGGCAGGCACUCGUGGAACACAGAACCAAGGAGCAGGUCCAAGCGAUGACUGCCAUUCAGCGACAAUCAUUCAUGCAAUUCCCACCCCUCGUUGGCGAUUCAAACCUUCUCUUCAUGACACACACCAACCAACACAAAGCCAGGUACUUCGAGACUGACUUCUCAGCUGCUGUUGUUGCGACCGGUGUGCCUCUCACCGAGAGACCUCAUGCUCUGGGUAGACCGUCUUAUAUUAACGACAUUGAACAUUGUCGCUUGUACCCGACUCGCAAUGUUUGUAGGGUGAUCGGCAAGGAUGCUGCUGGUGACUGGUGGCUUUUGUUUAAGACUCGCUCUGAGGCAUGGCCUUCGAUUCACAGGCAGUUGGCGACUUUGCUCGGCAUCGACCAAGCGGAGGCAAGGGACGUCCCUAAUGCAGUGGACCAGGUAGCCAUUACCCACAACGGAAGCUCGCCGGCAAAGAUGUACUCCGAGGCUAGGGGAAUGCUUCUGCAAAUCCGUCUUCUCUGGAGGCUCUUAGUAUAA